AUGUCUCCCAUCCGCCGUGCUCCUCAAACUCGCCGCCAGAAAUUCGUCGCUUGGCUCAUUGCUCGGCUUGUCAUCGCCGUUAUGUCAAUCCACGUCACAUUUGUGAUCUACGUGUACACCUGGCAUCAGGAGGACGAUGGGAACCUCACAACAACUACGGAGGCGUCGGUAGACGCCUGGACAGCUGGAAGCUCCGGACGCGCCAACUUCCUUCAUCCCCCGCCGAUUUGA
This is a messenger RNA of Caenorhabditis briggsae, 231 nucleotides long. NCBI's taxonomy places the organism in Eukaryota, Metazoa, Nematoda, Chromadorea, Rhabditida, Rhabditidae. The transcript has a single exon. The coding region runs from base 1 to 231 and encodes 76 amino acids. The record is from RefSeq and is a predicted model, not a curated record.